This is a messenger RNA of Plasmodium adleri (nom. inval.), 396 nucleotides long. RefSeq names its product SWIB/MDM2 domain-containing protein, putative. Lineage: Eukaryota; Apicomplexa; Aconoidasida; Haemosporida; Plasmodiidae. The coding region runs from base 1 to 396 and encodes 131 amino acids. Gene Ontology annotation, cellular component: nucleus. The record is from RefSeq and is a predicted model, not a curated record. The transcript has a single exon.
AUGAAACUUUUGAGAACAAACAUUUUUAGUGCCCAAAAUUUUUUGUUCAGAAAUAAUUAUGCACAUGUAUUCAACAGUCUUCAUAACAAAAAGAACUUCACUUCAGACAAUGGAAAAAAUGAUAAUACAAAAAAAAAAAGACCAAAUGGAUUACAAGUUGAUUGUGAAAUAAAAAGUCCACUGAAAGAAUUUUUAAAUGCUGAUACAGCAUCAAGAGUUUUUGUUUUAAAAUAUGCUUGGAAAUAUAUCAAGGAUAAUAAUUUACAAAAUCCAAACAUGAAAAGAAAAAUUAUACCAGAUAAUAAAUUAAAACAAGUACUAGAUAAAGAUGAAGUCGAUAUUUUAGAAGUUCCAAAAUUGUUAUUUAAACAUAUGUCAUCUAUUAGAAAGGAAUAA